Messenger RNA from Acyrthosiphon pisum (pea aphid), 968 nucleotides. RefSeq lists its product as uncharacterized. NCBI's taxonomy places the organism in Eukaryota, Metazoa, Arthropoda, Insecta, Hemiptera, Aphididae. The record is from RefSeq and is a predicted model, not a curated record. The transcript has 3 exons. The coding region runs from base 417 to 812 and encodes 131 amino acids.
CGUUUGCAGUCAUGAUUUUUGACGGAUAGUCCAUUGUGGUGCGGGCAACGUCUUGCCAUUUCUUCAACCGGUUGUAAGUUUUUCGUUUCCGCCAAACACACACACACUUACACACAUGCACAAACAGCGCGAACAAACGGUUCCGUUCGUCUGGUUGUUACAUAUUAUUAUGAGUUCUAGUGAAACUUUAAUUGCAACGAUAUGCUGUCGAAGCACGAACAAUAUGUGACACUUUUACUUUCCCGGCCGGAGACAUAACAAAAUCGGUCGUUCGACCGUCUGGACCAUCAUUUAGCACGCCGAAGACAAUCCAACACAACAUCGGGACAUUAUUGACAUUACCGAUUUACCGCCAUAAUCUAUCCACAAGACACAUUGAUAGUUACGUGUGUAUUCGUUCCUAUACCGAGUAUAUUAUGCAGCCAACGAGAAUCGCGGCCGUGUGCUUCCUGUUGCUGGCCAGUCGCGCGGCGGGACACGCGAUCGGUGAAAAUCACGCAGACCACGAAGACGCCGGAACCGCUGCAGACCGUAAGAGAGACGCCUCGCAGCAGCCCAGGGCUUUGGACAUGGAGUCGAUAUUUGCGGGUUUCGCCAAGUCUAUGAUCAGCAGAACUGGAGCCACCAGUAGUCAAAACCAGCACUGUAUAAAUCCGGGUGUGAAAAAGAGGUACACCGGCCAGGGUUUCUGCAAAAUGUCUUCCCUGACCACCUUGUCCAGUCCCUGUCAGUUUUUCAAGAUGGCCCUUGGAUUAUGCGAUCUACCCGACAUUUUGGCUAGUAUUUCAUUUAUGUAUACAACAAAACAUUAACACCCCCUCCAUCGUCUUUUCGAGAAUCUUAUUUCUAUGGCUAAAAUCGCAUUUCGGUUCUACUUUUACUUCAGUCUUCAAUCAAUUUAAUAACAGUAUAUUUUAAUGCUGUUCUUGACUCUUCUACAUAAUGCUUUCUCGACCACUGCGAUCGUU